AAUGAAAUUCCUCCUGGAGCUCUUCUGCCCUGUGCUGGAAGUCUCCUCUAAACUGCAGCUCUGUGUCCAUCUCUAUAGCCCUGAGCACAAUCUGCCCAAAGGUCUUCUCUGCACCUGUGCCAGCAAAGCUCCUACCUGGUAUCUCUCUUAGAGCAGGUACUUUAUCUUGGUUCACCAAUGUCUCCAAUACCUGGAACAUCUAGAACAAUGCCUGGCACACAUGAGGUGCCCAAUACAUCUUCAUUAAAUGAAUGCGUAAGUAGUCUUAAGAAAUGUUUAUUGGAUGAUUAGGGUUCUUCCCCAGUUUUGCCAGACCCCAAACCAGCCCUCAUCAAAUGGGUGGAGCAGGAGACCCAGCUGUGGGGUACAGGUGCUCAGGAUCCCCUGGAGGAGGAAGCCUGAGAGAAAGCCAGAAAGAUGGGAAGUGGAGGUGAUGUCCCAGUGUCAGGUAUAAGGGAAAACGUUUGAGCAAGAAACACCAUCUAUAUGUUCUUUACUGCUGGUGUUACUAAUUUUCGCUGACCUGAAUUUAUGACACCCACUGGAGAUUGCAAUCUUGACCUUCUCUUUCUCAUUAAUUGGCUUUGAGGCAUCCAAGUGGUCACAUGAUUAGGUCACACUGUAUGAAUCAUCCAGACCGUAGGUCAGUGGCAGUGUGUGAAUUCAAGUUUAGGAUGGAGGCAGUUCAUCAGUCUUCCAGGUCCCUGGUUCCUAUAACAGCUGCCCUUCUGGUUGAGAGUAUCUCUUCUGGUUGGCCCUGGAGUGGGUGGGAAUGUCCCUGACUUGGGAGCCCUCAACUGGCCAAUACAGUCUAGAAGGGGGCUUCCAGGGCUGGGUACCCUUCUGAAUGCUUCUGUCAUUGUGAAGGUUGAUUCCAUCACCUGAACAUAAGUAGGCCUUGGAGAGUUAACAGGAAAAAAGCUCCCCUAGGGAGAAGCAGCCACUGGAUACAGGGUGUCAGGCGGGAGCCUCAGGGGGGCCUUUGGAAGGAGGCAAACAGACAAGAGCUCCAGAGUAGACCCCAGAGCUGCUGAAGAUGUGAAGUGCAUGUUCAUGAAGUGUGUGAAAUGCUGUGACUGAUGUAAGUGGCCAAAGGAAAAAUAUCAAGGCUUCUUAGGGCAGGGUAUUUAUGAAGGCUUGUGGGAAGCACAGACUAGACAGUCAAUAAAUGCGUCCGGUGAGAGAGAGGGUUUGGAGGUAGAAAUGAUGGAGAGAGUUAGUGCCAUUUGCUAAGACAAAGACUCCAGGAGGGGCAGGUUAUGGGAAGAAAGGGAUGAAUUCAGUUUGAGCCACGCAGAGUCCGAGGUGCUUGUGGGCCAUCCAUGCCGGGGCAAGGUGGCAGGUGGCUCUGUGAUCAGGAGCUCAGGAGCCAAGCUUGAGCUAGAGGUAAAUAGAUGUUCGGGAGACGUCCUGUAGGGCAUGUCGGGGGAGCGUAAGCUUACAGAAGGAGGGUCCUUCCGACCUUUCUCAGACCUCACCCUACUCUUCCCCAGUUGCCCCCACGACCUCCUGAAACAGAAGCUCCCAUAAUUUCAGGCUCUAUCAAGCUUCCAGUAGAGAAGGUUCUUUUACCCGCUCCAUUUUUUUUACCCUUAACACUGGGGGAAGCCUGCUGUCACCCAGUGAUGGGCCAGCGACGAAACUGAACGUCUGAAUUAACAGCGCGGAGCGGCCUGGGGUCUGGGCUGGAGGUCGCUGUUCCAAACCUGGGCGGGGCCGCGGCUGCGCCUCCAGCGCGGCGGGCGCGGGGACCCGGCGGGGAAGCCGGGCUGCCGCGCCUCUGGGGCCGGGCUUCAAGCUCUGGGGAACGCCGCCUCCGGGAUGGUGGCAGCGCCUCCUCGGGCGCCUGUAGCCGCCGCGGCCAUGUUGGCUGAGGGCUCGAAGACAAAGCCACCUGGAGACACCGGGGCGGCGUCAUCUGGGCACGAUGGCGCGGGAGGGAAGUUCGUGGGGCCGCGUUGCCGCCAUCUCUUAGGAAGGCAUCUUCCAGUUCUGGUUCUCGGUGCACCUUCAGCCACCCGCUCUUAGUGUUCAGCCACCCCCGUGGGCCCUCGAGGGGCCGUUCCUGGUCUCCCGGCCUCACGACGGCGCCCCGACCCUCGGGCCCGGCCAGGGAGCGUUCUUGAUCGCGGAGGCUCCGCGGACCCCGGCGGGUAGGGGUGGCGCUGGCCCGCCGCCGGGGUGGCACUUACGAUGGCGCCGCUCCCGGCCCCGCUCCCCGCGCGGGAAGCUAACGGGGCCGGGCGCCAGGGGGGAAAACCCGAGCCCCUGAGCUUCGCGGACGUGGCCGUGUACUUCUCCCCGGAGGAGUGGGGGUGUCUGCGGCCCGCGCAGAGGGCCCUGUACCGGGACGUGAUGCGAGAGACCUACGGCCACCUGGGCGCGCUCGGCUUCCGAGGCACCAAGCCAGCCCUCAUCUCCUGGGUGGAGGAAGAGGCCGAACUGUGGGGUCCAGAUGCCCGGGAUCCUGAGACGGGAGAGUGUCUUAGAGAAGCAGACACAGCAGGUUCCAGAGACAAGGAAGAGAAAGGACAAAGAGAAGGGACCGAGGCACUGGGGAAGAUCCUUUCUGUGGACGCUCAGCCUCCCGGGCUGAUGGCUCUCAAACCCUUUUCUGCUGGGUUUUCUUAUGGUUGGGAGCAGCCGUCGAAGGUGCCUCGCCGGGGUCGCCCACCACUCUGUGCCCAUCCCCCGGUCCCCAGGGCAGACCAGAGGCACGGUUGCUACAUGUGCGGGAAGAGUUUCGCUUGGCGCUCCACCCUGGUGGAGCAUCUGUACACCCACACGGGCGAGAAGCCCUUCAGUUGCCCUGACUGUGGCAAGGGCUUCAGCCAGGCCUCCUCUCUGAGCAAGCACCGGGCCAUCCACCGAGGGGAGCGGCCCCACCGCUGCCCGGACUGUGGCCGGGCCUUCACCCAGCGUUCCGCCCUCACCACCCACCUCCGGGUCCACACGGGCGAGAAGCCCUACAGCUGUGCUGACUGCGGCCGCUGCUUCAGCCAGAGCUCCGCCCUCUACCAGCACCAGCGGGUCCACAGCGGCGAGACCCCCUUCCCGUGCCCAGACUGUGGCCGCGCCUUCGCCCACGCCUCAGACCUCCGGCGCCACGUGCGCACCCACACGGGCGAGAAGCCCUAUCCGUGCCCAGAUUGCGGGCGCUGCUUCCGGCAGAGCUCCGAGAUGGCGGCCCACCGACGCACCCACAGCGGCGAGCGCCCUUACGCCUGUCCGCAAUGCGGCAGGUGCUUUGGCCAGAAGUCAGCCAUGGCCAAGCACCAGUGGGUCCAUCGGCCCGGGGCGGGGCGGCGCAGGGGCCGGGGUGCCAGUGGGUUGCCUGUGACCCUGGCCUCUGGCCGAGGGGACCUGGACCCACCCGUGGGCUUCCAGCACUACCCAGAGAUAUUCCAGGAGUGUGGGUGAUGGCCUCAACGGUGACAAGGCAAAGGGUGAAGAUCUAGACAUUGUCUGAGGCCCAGGGUGGCCUCAGGGGCCUGAAACUCCGGCAGCUCCGGGGAGGCCACAGAAGUCCCAGCCAGAGCUGGACCUGGGGGAGGAGGACUGUUUCAUCUUAGGCCCUCACGAGCUUCAUCUGCUGAUACCUUGUUCCCUACUGUCCCAGACUCUAGAAGCCCCCUUUGCUGAGUUAGGGCUGAGGUUAGAACCCCCACUAGACUUCCACUGUGGGGAAGAAAAGGCUGUUUCUAAGAGGAUUGAGGUGGAGAACUUUGUUUUACCCAGUGACUUUACUGCAAAAGUUAAAAACUGAUGGCCGGGGACUGAAUGUGGUCACAUUCAGGACUGAAUGUGGUCUGUAGCAGCCUUUUAAAAUAUAUAUAGUUUUUAGCCCAGCCAGCAUUUUUAAAUGUUAUGAAUUAUUGGUUAAGAUUUAAAAACGAGGAUAUUUCACACAAAAAACCAGGUUUCUGGCCUCUCUUGAAAAAUCCGAAGAUUUGGCAACUCCACCUGAGCUCCCACAAAACCACAAUUGGUGGGAGCUGAGGGGCAGUUGCCCCUUUGGAUGGAGACCAGGCUCUCCAGUUCAGCAUGCCUGCCACUCCUUAUCACCUCCUUACCAGUGUUAGCUGGCACUCAUCAUGGCUCGCCAACAUCUCCGGCAAAGCAGGCCCUCUCCAUCUGGCAUUUUUCUACUCAUUUACAUGACCUGUUGGGGUUCCUGUAGUCAUUUGAGUUUGCAAACUGUAGUCUACAGCAUUCAAUUGUUCUUGAAUCAGGGAUUCAGGUAGAGAGCAUAUUUGUGAAAGGGUGGCAGGAGAGAAGUAAAAGGAGGCUUUAUGUUA
Messenger RNA from Balaenoptera musculus (blue whale), 4298 nucleotides. RefSeq names its product zinc finger protein 764 (gene ZNF764). Gene Ontology annotation, biological process: regulation of transcription by RNA polymerase II. NCBI's taxonomy places the organism in Eukaryota, Metazoa, Chordata, Mammalia, Artiodactyla, Balaenopteridae. The coding region runs from base 2194 to 3420 and encodes 408 amino acids. Gene Ontology annotation, cellular component: nucleus. The transcript is spliced from 4 exons. Gene Ontology annotation, molecular function: RNA polymerase II cis-regulatory region sequence-specific DNA binding; DNA-binding transcription factor activity, RNA polymerase II-specific. The record is from RefSeq and is a predicted model, not a curated record.